AUGCAUAAAUUUAUUAUUUUGUUGACUGCCUUGAUAUUGGCUGCUCAUGUUCAUUAUUUAUUUGGUUUACCAGUGAUGGAUGAAGAUGAACAUUCCAAACGAUCAGAUGAAACAUUGUUACCGAACGGAAAUUUCACUUUAGUUACCAAUGAAAAAUUACAGAAAUUGAAAGAAGUAGCUGAAGCUGCGCAUGAUCCAAAGCUUCACGAUCUCUAUCGCGCGGUCAACCAUUACGUUCAGAUUGCGCGGAAAAACAAUGAAUACGUUCUCUGGAAAUAUGAUGCCAAUCAAGAAGGUCUGGUUCUUGUACUCAAACAAAAUUUGAACGGAAUUCUGUACUAUGGUUAA
Messenger RNA from Adineta ricciae, 348 nucleotides. The record is from the annotation of a GenBank genome assembly. Lineage: Eukaryota; Metazoa; Rotifera; Eurotatoria; Adinetida; Adinetidae.